Messenger RNA from Hydractinia symbiolongicarpus, 1004 nucleotides. RefSeq lists its product as uncharacterized. Bases 82 to 819 code for a protein of 245 amino acids. The record is from RefSeq and is a predicted model, not a curated record. NCBI's taxonomy places the organism in Eukaryota, Metazoa, Cnidaria, Hydrozoa, Anthoathecata, Hydractiniidae. Gene Ontology annotation, biological process: protein folding. The transcript has 9 exons. Gene Ontology annotation, molecular function: protein disulfide isomerase activity. Gene Ontology annotation, cellular component: endoplasmic reticulum.
CAUUUUUAACUUUCUUUUUGAGCUGAAGGACGGAAGAGCCACGUUUGAUUCUCUUUCAAUCAUUUCUUGCAUUUUUCCAGUAUGGCCAUGUUUGCCAGCUUUAUUAUCUGUACGUUAUUUGUUACAUUCGUAUCUGGAGAAGAUGUUUUAACCUUGACAAAUAGCAACUUUGAUGCACAUGCCCUGGAUUCAAAGAAAAAUGUUUUGGUAGAAUUCUAUGCACCCUGGUGUGGACACUGCAAAAACCUGGCACCAACAUAUGAAAAAGUUGCUACAGCAUUUAAAAGUGAACCCAAUUGUGUCAUUGCAAAAGUUGAUGCUGAUACAGAAAAGGAUCUAGGCACAAGAUUUGGAAUCAGUGGUUUUCCAACAAUUAAGUUUUUUGGAAAAGAUAACAAGGAACCUGAAGAAUAUUCUGGUGGAAGAAGUGAACAAGAUUUUAUUGACUUUAUGAAUGACAAAUGUGGAACAAACCGAGUGUCUGGAGGAGGGGUUAACGAUGCAGCUGGUAGAAUUGAUGCAUUUGAUGAGGCUGCUGCAAAAUUCAUUACUUCUCCUGAUGAGCGAGACAAUAUCCUUGCUGAUGUUGCAUCAACUGUUGCUGGCGAAAGUGAUCCAGAUCAUAAGAAAUCUGGCGAAUAUUACAUCAAGGUAAUGAAGAAGAUUCAAGAGAAAGGAGACGUGCAUGUUACCAAUGAAUUGGAACGUUUGACACGCAUACUUGGCGGAGAAAUGACUGCUGAAAAACGUGACAACGCAUUUAAAAGAAAGAAUAUUCUUGGCCAGUUUGCUAAAUCCUUGAAGAAGGACGAAUUAUAAUUUUCUCGUCACAAUUUUAAAGAAGAAUUAAAGUGGAUUUACCUUUGAUGACGUCAUCAGGACAUUUUAUUUAUUUUGUUUUGUUACUGUUUUUACACGAACUCAGUGUUAGUAAUUUUUCAAAUUGUCCUUCUGAUGUAUUGUCAGAAUUGUUAUUUCAACAAGAUAUACAAUUUAGUAUAUAA